Symbiodinium pilosum is the source of this 795-nucleotide messenger RNA. Lineage: Eukaryota; Dinophyceae; Suessiales; Symbiodiniaceae. The record is from the annotation of a GenBank genome assembly.
AUGCCUGGCAUCAGUGGCUUGACGGAGCCAAGGCUUGAUCGCGCUUUCCGAGGGCACCGUGCGCCAGUGACAUCUGUGGUUUUCCACCCGGAGGAGCAACAGGUCAUCUCCGGAGCUCAUGACGGUUGCCUCUUUGUCUGGCACUUCAAGCCACAGCUCCGGCCUUUCCGAUUUGUUGGUCACAAAGGUGAAGUGCACGACCUGGCCGUCAGCCGCUCCGGGCAGUGCAUCGCAUCAGCCUCUGCAGAUCAGACAGUGCGGCUAUGGACCAACUCCGCGCAGGGAGACUCCAAGGUGAUGAAGGUGCAUACUGCUCCAGUGCGAAGCGUUUGCUUUUCGAGAGACGACUCCAUCUUGCUCACUGCGUCUGAUGACAAGACCAUCAAGCUGUGGUCAGUGGCGUCCCAGCGAUUUCAUGCCUCUUUGCUGGGGCAUACGAACUGGGUGUACUCCGCAGACUUCUCCAAGAACUCAGAGCUGGUUGCCUCCGGUGGUGAGGAUCGCGUCGUUCGUGUUUGGGAUGUCGACAAAAAGGCUACGCUCAUGACCUUCCCAGAUUUCGAGGUUCCGGUAGCCAAGGUCAAGUUCCAUCCUGAUGGGUCUUGCGUAGCAGCCUGCGGCCACGAUGGCUGCAUCAAGCUUUGGGACUUGCGAUCGCCGGACGCUCAUCUACUAUGUGAGCUGUCCGGGAUGUUGCCUGAGAUUUGGAGCUUUCCAGAAAUAAGCGCCCCAAACAGAUGUCGUAUGGUGUUGUGUCCCUUGUUGACAACGCCCCCCCAUGGUAUGGUCUGCUGA